This is a messenger RNA of Achroia grisella, 2534 nucleotides long. It is a transcript of the gene Mmp1, whose product is annotated as 72 kDa type IV collagenase. Bases 455 to 2200 code for a protein of 581 amino acids. The transcript is spliced from 13 exons. Gene Ontology annotation, cellular component: extracellular matrix. Gene Ontology annotation, biological process: extracellular matrix organization; proteolysis; collagen catabolic process. The record is from RefSeq and is a predicted model, not a curated record. Lineage: Eukaryota; Metazoa; Arthropoda; Insecta; Lepidoptera; Pyralidae. Gene Ontology annotation, molecular function: metalloendopeptidase activity; zinc ion binding.
GCUGACACUCAACCAAUUUCGCGUACUGCGGUAGGUCGUGCCAGUCGGCUCUACGACCGCAGGAACUCGUUCCCGCCGCGCGCACAUUUUCUUUGAAAUUUCGUGUAAAUGCAAAGAAAAAAGUGACAUACACGGAACCUUGGUGAUAUACGAGUGCGCUGUGUUUCAUGUUUUCCGACAAAAGACUCUAUUUUUUUAUCGAUAUUUACGAAAUUUCGUUAAUAGAUAGGGCUAACGUGAUCGCAUUAGUGAAACGACAAACAACGUUUCAAGUAAAUAAAAGGAUUACGUGAAUGUUACCCGGGACCAAAAAUACAGAUAGCGUCGCUGCAUCGUGACAAUAAUAGAAAUAAAUAAAGAAGAUAUUCAUAACCGAACUGGUUUAGAAAUAUUCUACUAAAUGUCGAUUCCGUCCGUAUCAAAGACAUAUUUUUUAUAGAUCAAUUAAGUAUAAAUGAGCAUAAUAAGAAAUAUAAGUGGUAGAAUACAAGCCAAAGAGAUGGCGUCCAGUAUGAGAAGCAGCUUAAGGAUAAUGUGGGGUGUGAUGGUAGUUCUGACAUAUCUUACCAGGAGUAGUGCGGCACCCACCUUCGGAGGCCUCAAUCAAGCGACUAUGUACCUAGAUAAAUUCGGAUAUUUAAGCCCAAUGGUCCGAAAUCCCACGAGUGGCCAUAUCAUAGACGAAAGUUUAUUUAAAAAAGCAGUCGCAGAGUUCCAGAGUUUUGCUGGUUUAAAUGCGACUGGUGAAUUAGACGACGAAACAAAAGAAGUGAUGGCACUGCCAAGAUGUGGCGUAAGAGAUAAAGUUGGUUUUGGGGAAAGCCGCGCUAAGAGAUACGCUCUUCAAGGUUCAAGGUGGCGUAUUAAGAACUUAACAUACAGAAUAUCCAAGUACCCUUCGAGAUUAAACCAGGCUGAUGUAGACCUCGAACUUGCCAAAGCCUUCUCCGUGUGGUCUGAUUACACAGACCUGACCUUCACACAGAAACGUUCCGGACAAGUCCACAUAGAAGUCAGAUUCGAAACAGGAGAGCAUGGUGAUGGUGAUCCAUUCGAUGGCCCCGGCGGCACUCUGGCUCACGCAUAUUUCCCUGUAUACGGAGGUGAUGCCCAUUUUGACGACGCGGAGACGUGGACUAUCAACUCCCGGAGGGGAACUAAUCUAUUCCAGGUAGCGGCCCAUGAAUUUGGACACUCGCUUGGUUUAUCCCAUAGCGAUGUUCGCUCAGCCCUCAUGGCUCCAUUCUACAGAGGUUAUGAUCCGGCCUUCCAACUUGACCAGGAUGAUAUCCAGGGUAUACAGGCACUGUACGGUCGCAAAGUUCAGACGGAUAUUGGUCCAGGCGCAGCGCCCGCACCUGCCCCUGCUCCGAAGCCAGCAACUCCGCGUCCAUCAGCAGAGGAUCCCGCGCUUUGUGCUAACCCUAAAUUCGACACUAUUUUCAAUUCUGCUGAUGGAGCUACAUUUAUAUUCAAGGGUGAGAACUAUUGGAGACUGACCGAGGAUGGCGUGGCUAGUGGCUACCCUCGUCUGAUCUCGCGCGCAUGGCCUGGCCUACCUGGAAACAUCGACGCCGCAUUCACAUACAAGAACGGCAAGACAUAUUUCUUCAAAGGUUCUAAAUACUGGAGGUAUAAUGGUCAAAAGAUGGAUGGAGACUAUCCAAAAGAAAUUAGUGAAGGUUUCAGUGGUAUUCCUGAUAACAUAGACGCUGCACUAGUAUGGUCUGGCAAUGGCAAAAUCUACUUUUACAAGGGCUCUAAAUUCUGGAGGUUUGAUCCCUCCAAGCGACCACCUGUUAAGGCCACUUACCCUAAACCUGUAUCGAACUGGGAAGGAAUUCCUGACAACAUUGACGCCGCCUUACAGUACACAAAUGGAUAUACAUACUUCUUCAAGGGUGGCUCAUACUGGCGGUUUAACGAUAGAUCAUUCAGUGUGGAUGUAGACAAUCCAGCGUUCCCACGAUCAACUGGUUUCUGGUGGCUGGGGUGCAGUAGUGCGCCGCGCGGCACCGUCGAAGGUAACGCCCACAUCAAGUCACCACGCACCGAAGAUGACGAUGAUGUCGGAGAAAUCCUCUUCGAUGCAGAUGAGGGUGAUACAGAGCGCAAUAACGGCGGAAAUAGCGCUUCAAGUGCGACCGUUGCGCUGGUGCUGGCGGCGGCGCUGACUGCGUGGCGGACGUGGCAUGUGUAGCGCCCCCUAGCAGCAACAGCAACCCUUCCCCCCACCCCGCUACCUGCGGCCCGGCGUGCGGGCGCGGGCGCUGGCGGCUCUCAGCCCGCGGCCUGCCUUCCUCGGCCGGACCGCGUCACUGACUGUGAUCGUGUGUUGUGUGCGUGUUAGCGUUCGGUGUAUUGUGUAUAGCGAACGCUGUGCUGUGAUGACGAAUGCGUUUUUUAUACUGUUGCAAGAACGAUAAUUUAUAUCGAAGUCAUAGUUUUUAUACUUAAUAUAAAUAGAUGAUGUAAGUUCGAGUGUGAUAUUGACGUAAGCGACGAUUUUUGUAUUAAAAUAUUUAAACUAAUAA